GAUGGAGUUUCAAAGGGUGGGGGCAGAGAGACUUGAGGCAAAACCGACGAUGGUGGGACGGGAGGGACGGGCGGGGGACAUGGAGCGGGCCAGCGCCCGCUGAGCGGAGGGAGCGGGCAGGUUGACAUGGGUACAGAAGUGCUGCCCCUGAUGGGAGUGUGACUGUUUGUUUGCCAGGAUGCCUGGAUUAUUAGGGGUAGCGAGCGUGUGUCUCCUGGUGAUCACGGGAAGCAUGUACCACCCCCGCCUGCUGAGCGAUGAGGUUGAGUAUGAGGAGGUGCUCGUCAAGAUGCAGGAGCAGGAACAACAGUACAAGUUGGAGAUGGAGCGGCUCCAGAAAGCAGUGGACGUGGAAAGCAGACACGACUCUCAGAUGAAGGGCAAUGCCAUGGUGAAGGGAGAGAAACGAACCCACCUGAACUGGAACACCUGGAAUAUCCUUCUCAUGGUGACCAUUCUGUUCCUGGAGCUGUGGAGGCAGGACACGCGGCAGGACAACAUACCAGAGUGCAACAGCGAGGAAGAGGACGAGAACGAGGCUCCUCAAAGGCUUUACUGCAACAUCCUGAACAUUCCGGAAAGACCCGUGCUGGAUGACUUUUACAAGUGCGUUAAGGAGGCCAACCGGGAGCCACCUCAGACUUGCGAGUUCGUAGAAGCUUUUGUGGACAAUCUCUUGCAAGCCUGCAGGAACAUGUGCCAGUGGAACUCCGAGACGAUUGUGGAGGACUGCAUCGGCAUUGGCAGUCAGUUUGAGAAAUGGGGUUGCAAGACCCCCUCUGUGUACGAUGUCCUGGCGCCCAUUUUAAUUCAAGAUGGCUACACCUUUAAGCCCGAGAUCUGUUGUUGCGACAUCCCGUCAGACAAGCAGAGUUACGGACGGAUUCUUAUGAUCAGCCCGGGCAACGAGGAGGUGAGCUGCGUCUGCAAGAGCUCUGAGCUCGACGGAGAGGUUCUGUGUCUCAUCCACAGCAAGAAGUUUGAACGUGAGCUCCAGCACACCAACGCCCUGGCUUCCAUCGUGUGUUCAGAGUGGUACCUGGACUCUAAGAAAGUAUUGAAGUGGUUCCGGACUGCCUUCAUAAGGGCCUGGAGUGAAGUGUGUCACAAGUAUGAUUUUGAACUCUCCUUUCACAACAUCACUGGCUCCUGUGGGUUAAAACUGCAGUAUCAGUCGGGCCGCAACAUCUACAUUAAGGUCUUCCCCGCUGUGCGCCUCAAGGACUCAGACGUCUUCCUCGUGGCCAAUUUCCGACUGCACAAGGAUUCCACACUGGCCAGUACCUACUGGCACCUGUCCUGCGCUGUAUGCGAGCUUCGCUUCCUCAAGAUCAUCACCAAGAGCCUCCCCAAGAACAGCUGCCACCUCAAGUGCCUUCAGAUCCUGACCUUCCUGAACGAGAAGCUUUACAGCAGCACAGAGAAGAAGAGCGUUCUCACCUCCUACUUCUUCAAGACUGUCCUCAUGCACCUGCUGCUCAGCCAGCCCUACAUGAACUGGCACGACCGUUGCUUGGAGCAGAGGCUCCAGGACGUUCUGAAGUUCCUCGGGAAAAGCUUGGAUGAGAAGCGUCUACACAGGUUUAUGAUCGGAAACCGUGCCUUCCCCAAGCAGUUUGGGAUCCCAGAGCUUCUCCUGCAGGCAGAGCCCAUAAACCUCCUGCGAUCCUUCGUCCUCCAGCGCGAUGUGUACAGCCAGGCCCUCAUGGAAUAUCAGAAGCUCCUGAGGGACAUGGGUCCUUCAAUGACUGAAUGCAUCAAAGGAUAAACACACACUCAUUGAUCUCAAUCUCUUGGGAUUGGAGUGGAAUCAUUUAAUAGAUAUGUAAUAUUUACAGUCCCACUGAGACUCCAAUCUAUUACACGUGUAAUAUUUACACCCUGCUCAUUUCUGUACUUUAAUACAUGGUGAAACAAACGCAAUACUGACUAUUCUUUGUACUUGUCUCUCUGUCCAAAAUAAAGGGGAAGUCCUGUAGGUUAGUGGUUAGAGCUCUUGCAAGCGAGAGGAACCAGGUUCGAUUCCUGGGCGGGGCAAAACAUUGGGCAAGUUUUCUUACUUCACGCACGCGUCUCUUUUUUUUACCUGAGCAGUAAGUAGGCACUCGUUGUUAGUCGAUGGGCGGAUCGCUUUUCCGGGAGUAAUAAUCCCUUCAAAGAAAUAAAAAAUGUGUUUUUUUAAAUAAUAA
This is a messenger RNA of Callorhinchus milii (elephant shark), 2189 nucleotides long. RefSeq names its product ITPRIP like 1. Gene Ontology annotation, cellular component: membrane. Lineage: Eukaryota; Metazoa; Chordata; Chondrichthyes; Chimaeriformes; Callorhinchidae. The record is from RefSeq and is a predicted model, not a curated record.